UCAGUUAAAAUUUCAUUUCUAACAAGACAUUGAUUUUAGGUUAAGUUAUGUCAUGGGACUUUCGAAGUAGAACAUAAAAUAUAAACAAUGUCUAAUCAAACAAAUUGUAAAGUGAACUCGGACGGCAGUGUAUGUUUGAAAGAAAUUAUCAAUUCCUUCAACUCCCCCAUACGUGAAGAACAUGCUUGGGCUUUGUGUUAUCAAUGUGCAAAAUAUUUUACUGAAUGUCUUUCUUCUAGAAGACGAGAUUUAUUCGUUAUAAAAGAAGUUGAACAUGUGUAUCUUCAAACCGAUGGUAAUGUACACGAAAACACUACGAAACCAUUGGGUGAAUCUAGAAAAUUAUUACAAAAUGAACAUGACAUAAUUGGUUCUUUAGGAGUUGUUAUAUACACAACACUGAGUCAGGGUACAGAAAAUGGAGAAGAAAGGUUGAUAAGUCAAGAUUUGGAGUCUCUAAUUAGUGAUAUGAUACCUGACGAUACUGCUCAUCAUGAAACUGAUGAUGAAGGUAUUGAAAGGGACUCAGAAGAGGCAGAUGAAGCUGGGCCCUCAAGGGUCAAUACUCAAAUAACAUUAGAAGAAAUUCUGAAACGUUGUGAAGUUCAUCUUGGUACUCUAACAAAAAAUCAAGUGGAAGCCCACUAUAAAGCUGUAGUUAGAGCAUUUGUAACUGAAGCACUUGAGUUGACAAUGUUUCUUCAAAAGGUAAAACAAGGAAGUAUUUCAUUACAAACAAAUAGUGCUAUGAAUCCAAAUUUAACUCAGUUAAAUUUCUCUGACUGGGCCAAGUUUUGGGUUCAGGUUAUGAGUGAAUUAAGAACAGGUGUUAAAUUGAAGAAAGUGAACUAUAGCAAAGCACCAAUUGAAUAUGAGCUGACACCUUAUGAAAUAUUAAUGAAAGACAUCAGAAGUUGUAGAUAUAAUUUAAGAAAAAUAAUGAUUAAUGGGAAUGUUCCUUCAAGAGUAACAAAAGAUGCUCAUGCUAUUAUCUUAGAAUUCAUUAGAUCUCGUCCGCCUCUUAAAAAAGCUUCAGAAAGAAAAUUACCUGAUCAACCACAAUGCUUCACACCACGUGAAAAACUACUCAAUUCCAUAAGACUGGGAAAGAAACUCAGGCCAACUCCAUCUCCAAGAAUAAGCCGCACAUUGUCUACUGCAGAAGGGUCUAAAGAAGGGUUCCCUAGACCUAGAAAACUGAUCAAAGUCGACUUCAGUCAAUUGGAGGAUUUUGAUGAUGAUGAUUCUGAUAGUCCAGAUAUCUCAGAACCUGGUUUAUGGUCUUCUGAAUAUUCACAAAUCUGCGAUACAACAGAUGCUGCUUUAGAACCGUAUGAUCUAGCAACUCAGGAUGUGGGUUCUAGAACAAAUGUACGUAGACAUACUUUGGGUGUCUUGAACAGUAACUUGGGGUGUUACUCUGUACCCCAGUCUCGACCAUGCUCCAGACAGUCAUGUAAUAGUUCAGAAGCGGAAUCUGUACAAUUAGAACCAGAGAUGGCAAAACUAAUCCAAGAAGGGUUGAUGGAUAUGAAGAAAUGGGAAGAAAGCCUAUCUCUAGAUGAUAGAUUGUCUUUAACUUUAUCUGAAAUUGUUCACAUUCGUUCAGUUCUUACUAAGGCUGAACUGGACGCUUUACCUUCUGAAGGACGGAUAAGACAUGAUGUUGAAGCUCGAAAAGUUUGUUUUCUCUGUCUCAAGACCAGAUUUGGAAUUUUUGGUCCCUGGGGACAGAGAUGCACACUAUGCAAACGCACAAUAUGUUCCAAAUGUUAUUCUAAAAUGAAUAUACCUAUGGAAUACUUUUCCACUGUACCUGUGGUGUUGUUAAGUCCUAGCAUUAUGGCAACUCCUGAAGAUGAGCUUAAUAAUAGUUUCACUAGAUCUUUAGUAAUCAAAAUGAAAGAGGCUGAGGGUAUUUUGAAUAAAGAUAGUCCAAGUACUAGUGUCAGUAAUGAGGAAAAUAAAGAAAGCGGUAUGUUUGAAGCUAAAUCUACAACUGCCAGUCGAGCUGCUAGAGUAAUGAGUAAAUUGAAAACGGGGAACCAAAUGGUGGUAUGUCACGAUUGUAAGAGGAUGGUCCUACAGAUAAUACAGUCUGCUCGGGUCAAUCGCUCAGCUAUUCGUAAUAAAACAAUUCAAAACAUGACAUUGAAUUUAUCACCAGUUUUCUGAAUUAUUCAUUUUCGAAUCAAUAAAAUCGUAAGUAACAUUCCAUUUCUUAUUUUAAUUAAUUAUUUGUGAUAUCGAUUAUUGUACAUUUUAGCACUAAACAUAGGAAAAAUGAUAUUAUAUUAUUAAGUAAUUAAAUGUUGAGGACAGCACAAUUUACCUCUACUUUGAAUAUUUUCAGAUUUUUAGUAUUUGCAUAUUGAUUUUUUGUUUGUGUUUGCUUUGUAGAACAAUAUUUGCAGUAAUUGUGUUACUUCUAUUUAUACUGUAAUUCAGUUAUAAAUUUCUCUGCAAAAGUUUUAAAAAGUAAACAAAUUGUAUAUAAUGAUUUUCAAACCUCAGUAAAGGGUUCCUAUUUUUGUUAUUGACUUGUAUCUUAAGCUGAAGUUCUUUGUUCAUAACGUAUAUAUUGAGAAUUGAAUAGUGAUUGAUAGGACCAUUGUUAUUAUAUCAGAUGUUUAAAAGUAGAAAAAAGACGUAACUUAACAUCUUCUCUUGAAUUUUCCUAACAAUUCUACUUAAAUUGAAUUAUUGAUGACAAUUUAUGAAUUCUAAUAGAAUUUUGUAUCAUCCAGGACUUCCAUUUCAUGCCUAGCUAACUUAUGAUAUAGAAAUAAUAUUUUCCUUUCAAUUCGAAACUAAACUGUUUAGUAUCGAGUAUUUAUUUUUCAUUGUUAAUCUACAAUGGGCGGCCAAUUAAAUAUCAACUUCUGAACGCAGAAUAGGCUAUUUGACAAAUUUUUCAAAUCCUCUCAAAUUAUCCAGUGAUGCUUAUUGGGUACAUAAAAAGUAAAGACUCAUUCAUUUCAAGUAAAUAGCAAUCAAAUAGUAAAAAUUUAAAGAGGCAUAUAAGAAAGUGUUUGUUUUCAUUAUUGAUUCGACCAUUUUCUCGUUUUCUUCUGGGAAAAUCAGUUUGAUGUAAGUAAUUUUAAAUAUUACUUUGAUUUCUUAUAUUCUUAAUUUAGAAAUUAGUUUGAGGUUAGAAUUCAAUGUUGUUUUAAAUGGCCUAAGGUUUCAUUGAACUUUCUAUAGAGAAAAACCUGUUCAGGCACAACAUAACUAGCAUAUUUAUAAAAUGUCAAAAUUCGAGAAAUUGACCAGAAGCCAAUGAUACAAGAUGGCAAAUAACACGUUUCUCAUAACGUGGUUUUUUGAGUUUUUCAGAUCUUUUUAGUUAUCUAACAGCAUAUUUUUUCUCAAAUUUUCUGCCUAAUUUAUGGGGAUGUUAAUAUUUUUCACACUGUCAAAUAGCUUCCUGAUACUAGUUCUUUCUGUAUUAAAUAAGUAGUUUUUGGUUUCUGAGAGUUUCACACAAAGCUACAAAAAAAUUGGAGUUAAGUUCAGUUUAAGUAUGGAACAUUAUUCAUCGACAUUUUCUUUAUUUUUGCUAUGUAAAUGAAUUUAUUAGAUAGUUUUGAAUAGGCAUCUCAUUGAAAUGCCAUUUGAAUUUACUAAACACUUCUCAUCAGUUUUUUCAGUUCUAAGCUACAAUUGUUCCACUUGUAUCUUAAUCAAUAAAGUUAUACUAACAUACAUCCUUGAAAUUUUUAUAAUUUGAAGGAUAUAUUCACCUAAAUAUUUAGUUAUAAUUAAUUACUAUCAACUAAAAGUCUUAUAGUGAAUAUAUUUUCUCAACAAGGAAGUCCUGACAUUAAUUUUUUUAAAUUGUAUUAAAAUUUGGAUCUGCACAAUUUUUCUUGAAUUAACCUCUUGUGAACGACUUCUAAUGUUAUUUAGUUUUACUUCUUUGACUUUCAUUCACUAUUUUUAACCAUUUCUCAGUACCUAGACUGAAAAUAUUUUAAACCAUUCCUUAUUUACCAAAGAUAUUAAAUAGUGAAAUUGAAUUGAAAUGCAGCAACGCCUAUAAUUAAGUGAAUUAGUUUAUUGACUAUUGGAGUAUCAUGUACUUUGUAUUGUAUGUGAGUUUUACAAAAUGUUUCUGUGUUAAUUGUCAAAUAUAAGGAAAAAAGUUGAUAUGAGGACCGAUGGUUGUCACAAGGAGAAAAUUUUGAAAUUAGCUAAGGUUGAAUGUUUACCAUAUGUUAAUGUUUUUACUUGUAUUUUUUUGUUUAAUUUCAAUGAUUCUGCAAAGGUAUCAUGUGAAUUCAUCAAGAAACGAAGAAUAAAGCAAAUAUAUCAUA
This is a messenger RNA of Harmonia axyridis, 4316 nucleotides long. It is a transcript of the gene spir, whose product is annotated as protein spire. Bases 88 to 2175 code for a protein of 695 amino acids. Gene Ontology annotation, molecular function: actin binding. The transcript has 2 exons. Gene Ontology annotation, cellular component: cell cortex; cytoplasmic vesicle membrane. Gene Ontology annotation, biological process: polar body extrusion after meiotic divisions; actin filament polymerization; actin filament network formation. The record is from RefSeq and is a predicted model, not a curated record. NCBI's taxonomy places the organism in Eukaryota, Metazoa, Arthropoda, Insecta, Coleoptera, Coccinellidae.